GCGGAAGAUAACCUUGAGAUCUAAACCAAACCGCGUUGACGCUGUCGCGCCUAUGGGUGAGAGGGAUUCCCCAUAACCAGGUUAUCUAAACAGCUUCAGCAGUGAGUCGAACCAACUCGGAAGGGACUGAAAAAUAGAUUAAAAAGUCGCAAUCUUGCAAAAUAAAUAUUGCAAGUUAUAUAGUAGACCUACACCAUGAACUCUAAAUGGAACGAAUUACCGUGACGCGUUUAGAAUAGCCCAAAUAUUCUGGCAACACUCGAGGUAUUUCUACUGCUACUUUGGUUUACAAGCGUCCUUGCCAAUGCCGAAGGAAAGGCGGAGGUCCUUGAGGGAGGUAGGGCUUUCCAGGUCUGGGAUUUGCGACGGGUCAACCAGGGAGCGCAAGGCAAACUUGAAAGCGACAGAGAUUUGUGAUGAACUGUUACAUAUGGCGGAACAAACUGGCUCAACAAGUGGGCAAGCAGAGUUUUGCGGAGGUGACGGGCUGACAGCGCGGGGGACCUGUCGAGUUCCCCAGGUGACCAUAACCCCCGAAGGCGAUGCAUGUCCGCGGGAGAUGAAACUAGAGGAAUGGGGUGAGGUAAAUGGGACGCUACGACGCAAACUAUCAAACUCGUCUAUCUCAUCGACGGGUUCUUCGACAGUGUUUGAAGAAUCGGAGGAUGACAUUCUAAGUGACAAUGAGACAAAGAGCAAAGGAAUCGUCACCCUAGAGCAACUGGUGGACUCGGGAGAACAAACUAAGCCAUGGUGGAAGUUGAAGACCAUAGUCCACCUCCCCUUCCUCGUCUCACAACGCAAACGCCUCUCCUGGGUUCAGCUCGCAGGCCAUAAAGGUAGUUUCAAGUCUGGUGGUGAGGGGACCAUCCUGAAGAAGUUCUCGGAGAUCGAGAAGCAGUGUUUUGAGAGACUGCAGGGUGAUGCCCUGGUGGGCUUUGUGCCGGCGUACCACGGGGUGGUGCAAAGCGACGGGGAGCCCUUCUUGCAGAUGACCGACCUGUUGGGCAGCUUCGAGGGCCCUAAUGUCAUGGACUGCAAGAUGGGAGUCAGGACGUAUCUAGAGGGGGAGCUGGACCGGGCGCGGGAGCGACCCAAACUGCGGCGCGAUCUCUACGAGAAGAUGCUGGAGGUGGAUCGGCAGGCGCCCACGGCGGAGGAGCACAACCAGAGGGCCGUCACCAAGCCACGCUACAUGCAGUGGAGGGAGACCCUCAGCUCCACACACACGCUGGGCUUCCGCAUCGAAGGCGUCAAGAAGUCAGAUGGCACCUGCCGGACAGACUUCAAGAGAACGCGCUCAAAGGUGGACGUCACUCAGGUCUUCAGGGAUUUUGUCGGGGGAAACACCAACAUAGUUAAUGCAUAUGUGAGUAAGCUCCGAGAGAUCAAACAAGCCCUGAACACAUCAGAGUUCUUCAAGAAGCAUGAGGUCAUUGGUAGCUCCCUCCUGUUCAUCCACGACCACACGGGCCGCGCCGAAGUGUGGCUCAUCGACUUCGGCAAGACCACUGCCUUGCCAGACGGCCAGAGCCUGCAGCACUGCACGCCGUGGAAGGAGGGGAACCGCGAGGACGGCUACCUGUGGGGCCUCGACAACCUCAUCCACACGCUGGCCUCGCUAGUCUAGGGGUGACCCCUGACCUCUAAGGCUGAACUCUGACAUCAGCCGCAAGGAUGAGGACUCACAGUACGUCACUCUGUCUGUUUUGUUGACACUUGAAGUGUUACAUUGUUGCUGCAGACAUUGUUGAUGCAGUACUUGAAGAAAAACGUAUCAACAAACUAUUGUGUCACGUUAAAAGGGCAUCAAGGCCAUCGAACAAAGCACAAAAGCAGAUGCCCGAGUUCAGUGCCAAAAAUAACAAUAUUCUCAAAAUAUCUCCUGUGAAUAUACCAUGAGUCCUUUAAC
Messenger RNA from Alosa sapidissima (American shad), 1912 nucleotides. It is a transcript of the gene itpka, whose product is annotated as inositol-trisphosphate 3-kinase A. The transcript is spliced from 7 exons. The record is from RefSeq and is a predicted model, not a curated record. Gene Ontology annotation, molecular function: inositol-1,4,5-trisphosphate 3-kinase activity; inositol tetrakisphosphate kinase activity. Gene Ontology annotation, biological process: inositol phosphate biosynthetic process. NCBI's taxonomy places the organism in Eukaryota, Metazoa, Chordata, Actinopteri, Clupeiformes, Clupeidae. Gene Ontology annotation, cellular component: nucleus; cytoplasm. The coding region runs from base 305 to 1630 and encodes 441 amino acids.